GAGUAUUGCAUAUAUAAUUUCAACAACAAAAAUGUUCGCUCAUCAAAAUUUGAAAUGAUUUGAAUCCUCUGAGGCCCAAAUAAACAUGUCAGUCCUUAGCAUGCUUACACAUGACAUGCAGGAUGUUCUUAAUAAAUAUUUGAUCAACUUCUUGGUCUCAUCUUAUUCUCAGAGAGAUAGAUCAGAUCCUCCAGGCAGCAUGAAUUUUGACAAUGCAGAAGAUCUAAACCAAAUCGCUUUAAAUCAGAGGAAGAAUUUUUAUAUUCCUGUUCCAAGGUAUCCUUGAAACAAGAGCUGCCCUUCAGAUGAGGAAGGAACUUUGAAGAACUCUGCUUGCAUGCAAAAGCAAGAGAUUACUCCUGAUCAGAAAACAGACAAAUCAGAUAAUAGGGAAGCGAAAUCCUUGGAGAAAAUAAAGCCUCUUUCGAAUUCUAAGAGAAUUAAGUCAAUAUGUAAGUCUUUACAGGAAAUAAAGCAGAUUAAAAUGGAUAUGACGUUCGAUAACGAAACUGGGUGACUGGCAACUAGAUGAGAUGUGGUGUAUAAGACCAUACUACGAGACUUUAGAAGGUAUUUUCUUGAGGAGUACAAGGUGUUCAAGGCUCACAACUUCACUGAUCCUGCUCUCUCAGAGUCUAUCUUUCAAUUUACUUCCAGUGUAUACCCAGAGAAAAGCCCCAGUGAAUGAAGAUGUAUCUCACUCGAUUUAGGAUCUCUUUUAUUCCCAAAAGAAAUCGUUAAGGACUCUAAUUUUCUCCAAGUCAUUCAGGAAUUUGGGACAUUCGGUGAUGAUGUUGAGACUGUUAAAGCAGAGAUCAUGAAAAUACAUGGGUUCUUGUAUAAAUUUAGCAUUGACAAAAUAGAAGAGUGCUUUCAGAAUAUUUCUCUUUCUCAGUUAUUCAUCACUUAUAUUGCAAAGGCAAGCAAAGAAAGGAUGGAUGAAAACUUAACUAUGAAGAAGAACUCGUCUGUGUAUCUUAAGGCAAUGAAGAUCCUUGAAAGCAGAGCUUCAGAGUGUUUCCCACCUCUAACAUAGGUUAGAGGUCUAUUUUAGAAAGAGAAUUAUUAAUUACUUUGAUAUCGUUUAAAACACAAAAAGUCUGUUCGAGAAUAAAUAUCUCAGGAUGUCUUUAGUUUUAGCCCAUUGGUCUUGUUUGAAGCAAUCUGUUUGUGAUAAGAACCAGGUCUUAUCUUAGUGUGUACCAGAUAGAGAAUUGAUUCGCUCAUUAUCCUACAUAAUUCUUGAGGAUCCAGUGAGAAUUAAAACAUAAUCAUUUCUUUUUAGUUCACAUUCAUAGAGGAAGCAGAGUAUCGAGUGAAAAUAUAUUGCCGUUAAUGACAUAAUGUAUCAUCUCGAUCAUUCAAAAAUUUAAGUUAUAUCUAUAGCAUUGAGAAAUUUCAUUUGAGAAAUAUGGUUGUUGGUAUCUAAAUUUAUUUCCUAAAAAUAAUAUAAAAUAACUUGGUGUUUCAAAAAUUGCGCUAAGCUCUUUUGCAAUACUAUUUGAAGACAAUGUAUGGACAUCAGCAUCCAUACAAAUCCUAACUGAUUUCCUAAGAUAAGAAUGCCCACAAUGGGUUUUGUA
Molecule: messenger RNA, 1583 nt
Organism: Moneuplotes crassus
Lineage: Eukaryota; Ciliophora; Spirotrichea; Euplotida; Euplotidae
Source: the annotation of a GenBank genome assembly